Oncorhynchus masou masou (cherry salmon) is the source of this 1423-nucleotide messenger RNA. RefSeq lists its product as uncharacterized. The record is from RefSeq and is a predicted model, not a curated record. The transcript is spliced from 6 exons. NCBI's taxonomy places the organism in Eukaryota, Metazoa, Chordata, Actinopteri, Salmoniformes, Salmonidae. Bases 75 to 1148 code for a protein of 357 amino acids.
UUAAUCUUUGUCCCAGUCACUACCACCAUCUUCUGUGAAGUCAGACUAACAGUAUGUAUGUAGCUGUCUAAAGAAUGACAUUGUUCAUCCCUGAUAUGGCUGGUCAUCUGUUUUUACUCAUCCUCCUUUUCGAUACCUUCCAGUACCUCAAAGCCAAAGAUCUUCCUCAGCCCAGUCUAACAGUGAUUCCUGCAGUCAUCAAAGAGAGAGACUCAGUUCAGCUGAACUGUCAGACUCCUCCAUCAGUCUCUGAGUGUUACUUCAAAAUAGAGGGGAAAGUGGAAUUCACCCUUCCAUCACCCUGUCAACAGACACUCACAGGAACACUACUGGUGAGGUGGACAGGUCAGAGUUCACCAGCUGAGGUCAAAAUACAAUGUCAGUACAGUGCUACAGGUUCACAGUUUAGAUCCCUAUACAGUGAGCCGUCAACAGUCACAAUUCAGGACCUUCCUCAGCUGACAGUGAGUUCUACAGUCAUCAGAGAGACAGAAUCAGUUCAGCUGAGUUGUGAGACUCCUCCAUCUCUGCCUGUGUCUCACUGUUACUUCAACAUAGAGGGGAGGAAGAAUCUUCCAGACUCAUCCUGUACUCAGACACUCACAGGAACAGAGCUGCUCAAGAGGUCUGGUCCAACAUUUCCAGCUGUGGUCAAAGUGACGUGUUACUACACUGUAUGGAGGUCUCACACAUCUCCUUUUAGUGACCCUGUCUCAGUCACUGUUCAGGAUCCAAAACCUGACAUUACAGUCGAAUUUGAUGAGGACUUCAACAUCAUCUGUUUGAUUCGUGGAUCAGUCAGUCCUGACACCACCUGUAACCUGUAUGUUGGAGAGGAGAGUCAGCCAUCCUUCACAGCACAGAUCAAGAAGAGAAAAGCAAUCUCAGCAUCCGGACAGCAGUUCUGUCAAUUCACUCCAAAACAUAGUGAUCUGAUCAGUCGUCUACAGUCAGUGAGGCGUAAGGAGGUGAGCUGUGACUACAGAGUGAGCUCAGGACCAAACUCUCUCUCUCCACGUAGUGAUGGACACAGCUUUGCACAUCUGGUGGGAGUUCACAUCAGUGAUCCAACAACUAUACAGACACCUUCUAUAGCAGGUAGGCUACACAUUUGUGCUUUUAAAGUGGCACUGCUUUUAUUUUUAUAGCAACACAAGUUUCAGCAAUAAGAAUAGUUGUGUUAAUGUCUGGGAUCAUCAGCACAAGUAUUAUAAUGUCUGUGCUCAUCUAGUAGUGUUUAGAUCGUAUCUAUACUCUGUUAGGCUUCAGCUGUUAGUUACAUGGGGACCUUAUUCUAGGAAGCUGAUAACAACAAUCAACACCUUAUCUGUCCUGAAAGACUUGAUCACCUUAUGAAUUGGUCUCAUCAUCUCUAUAAUGAGGAGAAAUAUAAUCUACCAGGGCAGGAAGCAACCUGUCCAUA